AUGUCGAAUUUAGAACCUCAUCAAUCCUUGGACUACAGAACAGCGUAUCACACUAAUAGUGGCGGGUACAUGGGCCAUCAUGGACAGAGUGCCAAUGGAGCGACAGGGACGUCCCAGUCGAGUGUUGGGACGCCUAGCACGGGGGCCCAGGGGCCCUCGAGCCAGGCCCAACCAUCGAGCCAGACGUCGACCUCAUCGACGACACAACAACAGCCAUCGCUCCAACCGCUCCAUUCGAACCCACAAUUGCAAUCACAGCAUCCUCGAGGGUCGUCGAGCAUUCCGCAGUUCCAACAGUACCCCUCGAACUACUACUCGGAUCAGUACCAGCAACAGUACCAGCAAUUGGUCAACGGCACCAACCAGUCGUCGAUGCUGAGUCAGUCUAGCCAACCCCAGUUGGCCACCCAGCCCCACCAACAGCCACCACAACCAGUGAAUGCGGGUGCCAUGGGCCAGUACCAGAGCUCGAUGGGCGUUCCUCAGCAAUUCCCCUACUCGUACUACAUGCAAUUUAACCAAUCGCAAAACCAGUCCAACGACAUGAACUACCCUUACUCGCGCUACUCUAACUAUCCUCCAGCGGCUGCUUCAUCCACCUCGUCGUCGGCAGCUCCUCCACAGAACUAUUCUGGCUACCAACAAUCGAUUCCUCAGAUCAAUAACCAGAUCACUCAACCACAACCACAGCACUACAGCAAUGUAAAUAAUCCAGGAACCACGCCAGCACCGGGUGGUGAUGCCGCCGCCGGUUAUUCAUCUAACUACACCCCUGUUCCAGAUACACUUAAUUCGUCAAAUAAUUCUUCAGUGGGCCAAUAUCAACCCCCAGGUGUUAGACCAAGAGUCACCACAACCAUGUGGGAAGACGAGAAGACAUUGUGCUACCAAGUCGAUGCUAAUAACGUUUCAGUGGUUAGAAGAGCCGAUAACAAUAUGAUAAACGGUACCAAAUUGUUAAAUGUUGCGCAAAUGACAAGAGGCCGCAGAGAUGGUAUUUUGAAAUCAGAGAAAGUUAGACAUGUGGUUAAAAUUGGAUCCAUGCAUUUAAAAGGUGUUUGGAUUCCAUUCGAAAGAGCCUUGGCCAUGGCUCAAAGAGAAGGAAUUGUCGAUUUAUUAUAUCCAUUAUUUGUCAGAGAUAUCAAGCGUGUUAUUCAAACUGGUGUAACCCCAGCCAACAAUGCAUCUGCAGAACCUGCGACUGGUUCGGGUACUCCUGGUGUCACUGCACCUGCUGCUGCUCCGAACAAUCAAUUAAGCACUCCAAGCCAGUCAACUACCGGUGCAUCAGCUAUGAAUUUGAAUAACUACUAUCCUCCAUAUGCACAAUAUCCUCAACCACAAGCAGGUGGCGCUGACCCUGCCACUGCGUCCAAUCAAUCACCACAACAAAACUUAAGUGAGUUCCACUCAUCUCAGCCACAUCAGCAACCUGGUCAACAACAAGUUUACAGUUAUCAACAACCUUAUUAUGCUCCAAACCAAUACUACCAGCCUUAUAAUCCUCAGAGCAAUUAUUCUUCUUAUAAUUCUCAACCUGUUUAUCCUGGUUAUGGUUAUGCAAAUCAACAAUCUCAGCAAUCCCAACCUCAAGCAGCAGGUCAUCAACAAUCUCAGCAAAUUCCUCAAGCGCAAGGUCAGUCAGGCCAAUCUCAAAGUUCUUUACCACAAACAUCUGAUCCAAACAGUUCGAAUAUUGAUUCGAGUCAUGCAAACGAAACUUCCUCUAAUGCCGAAGAUAAGGCUAAGGCGGAGGAAAAGGAUUGA
This is a messenger RNA of Debaryomyces fabryi, 1767 nucleotides long. Its product is annotated as KilA-N domain-containing protein. Gene Ontology annotation, molecular function: sequence-specific DNA binding; DNA-binding transcription factor activity. The transcript has a single exon. NCBI's taxonomy places the organism in Eukaryota, Fungi, Ascomycota, Pichiomycetes, Serinales, Debaryomycetaceae. The record is from RefSeq and is a predicted model, not a curated record. Gene Ontology annotation, cellular component: nucleus. Bases 1 to 1767 code for a protein of 588 amino acids. Gene Ontology annotation, biological process: positive regulation of transcription by RNA polymerase II.